AUGUCUUCCAGCUCCAUCAGCAAAAGGAUCUACAUUCCCAAAUUCUACGCUGAUGUAAAUAUCCAUAAGCCCAAAGAAUAUUAUGACUAUGAUAACUUGGAGCUACAAUGGAACAAGCCAAAUCGGUACGAAAUUAUGAAGAAGAUAGGAAGGGGGAAAUAUAGCGAAGUGUUUAAUGGGUAUGACACGGAGUACAACAGACCCUGUGCAAUAAAAGUAUUAAAACCGGUGAAGAAAAAAAAAAUAAAAAGAGAAAUCAAAAUAUUGCAAAACCUACAUGGAGGACCAAACAUUAUCAAGCUGUUAGACAUAGUCAAAGAUCCAGUCACGAAGACUCCUUCUCUCAUUUUUGAAUACAUUAAUAACAUCGAUUUUAAGACCCUCUAUCCGAAGUUUACCGAUAAAGAUAUACGCUACUAUAUUUAUCAGAUUCUGAAGGCGCUAGAUUAUUGCCAUAGUCAGGGCAUCAUGCAUAGAGAUGUGAAGCCACACAACAUAAUGAUUGAUCAUGAGAACAAGCAAAUUAGACUCAUCGAUUGGGGAUUAGCUGAGUUUUAUCACCCUGGACAAGAAUACAACGUGAGAGUAGCGAGCAGGUAUUACAAAGGACCAGAACUUCUCAUCGAUCUGCAGCUGUAUGAUUAUUCUCUAGAUAUUUGGAGUCUAGGAUGUAUGCUUGCUGGCAUGAUAUUUAAGAAGGAACCUUUUUUUUGUGGCCAUGAUAAUUAUGAUCAACUUGUAAAAAUUGCCAAAGUGUUAGGCACGGAUGAUCUUCAUGCGUACUUAAAAAAAUACAAUAUAAAAUUGAAGCCCCAUUAUUUAAACAUCCUGGGAGAGUAUGAGAGGAAACCCUGGUCUCACUUCCUCACUCAGUCCAACAUCGACAUCGCCAAGGAUGAGGUAAUUGACCUCAUUGAUAAGAUGCUUAUUUACGACCACGCCAAGAGGAUUGCCCCCAAGGAAGCCAUGGAGCAUCCCUACUUCAGUGAGGUCCGCGAGGAGUCCUGA
Plasmodium inui San Antonio 1 is the source of this 1008-nucleotide messenger RNA. Its product is annotated as CMGC/CK2 protein kinase. Gene Ontology annotation, biological process: protein phosphorylation. Bases 1 to 1008 code for a protein of 335 amino acids. The transcript has a single exon. Gene Ontology annotation, cellular component: protein kinase CK2 complex; nucleus; cytosol. The record is from RefSeq and is a predicted model, not a curated record. Lineage: Eukaryota; Apicomplexa; Aconoidasida; Haemosporida; Plasmodiidae. Gene Ontology annotation, molecular function: protein serine/threonine kinase activity; ATP binding.